CGAAACAUGUCGGUCUUCCCGUGACUGUACGUUGUAUUUUCCAUAUUUCCAGCAUGACAGUGAGCGUAACAACGCUCUGAUUGUGUAAUUGUGUAGAAGGCUCCACACAGCGCAUUACGGUGAGAUGGAAACUCUGAUUCCCAUCAUUAACAGGCUGCAGGAGGUUUUCCUCACACUUGGAGCCGAGAUCAUCCAGCUUCCUCAGAUCGUAGUCGUGGGGUCACAGAGCAGUGGAAAGAGUUCAGUACUGGAGAGUUUGGUUGGACGAGACUUUCUGCCCCGAGGUUCAGGAAUAGUGACUCGGCGCCCUCUAGUGCUACAGCUGGUGAACGUGCCUCCGCUGGAGGAGAGGCGGAAACAAGACAAUGGAAAAGGAGCUAAACAAAACACCCAAAACAAUUAUCCAGGUAUCAAAGCAGAGGAAUGGGGCACCUUCCUUCACUGCAAAAACCAGAUUUUCACAGAUUUCAGUGAAAUCCAGAAAGAGAUCGAGGAGGAAACAGAUCGCAGUACCAAUAAUAAGGGCAUCAGUCCUGAGCACAUUUACCUGAAGAUCUAUUCCCCUAACGUACUCAGUCUGACAUUAGUUGACUUGCCUGGCAUCACUAAGGUCCCGGUUGGUGACCAGCCUGAAGAUAUCGAGACUCAAGUCCAAGAGAUGAUUCUGUCGUACAUCUCCAACCCCAACUCCCUCAUCCUGUGUGUUUCUCCUGCAAACUCUGACCUCGCCACAUCGGAUGCCCUUAAACUGGCACGAGAGGUGGACCCAGAUGGUCGCAGGACGCUGCUGGUGGUGAGUAAGCUGGAUUUGAUGGACGCGGGGACAGAUGCUCUGGAGGUGCUGCUGGGCCGGGUCAUUCCCGUGAGACUGGGCAUUAUUGGUGUGGUUAACAGGAGCCAACAUGACUUGAACACCCAAAAGAGUCUCGACGACUCCUGCAAAGACGAGCAGGUGUUCCUGCAGCGUCAUUACCCAUCAUUAGCCUCUCGCUGUGGCUCCCGCUACCUGGCUCGCACCCUGAGCCGACUGCUCAUGCAUCACAUCAGAGACUGUCUCCCGGAGCUCAAGACGAGAGUCACAGUGCUCACGGCCCAGUACCAGUCCCGACUCAACAGCUACGGCCAGCCAGUGGAAGACCACAGCGCCACCUUGCUGCAGAUCGUUACCAAGUUUGCCACUGACUACUGCAACACCAUCGAAGGCACUGCCAGGCACAUCCAGACCUCUGAAUUGUGUGGAGGAGCUCGUAUCUGUUACAUAUUCCACGAGACGUUUGGAAGAACUCUGCAGUCUAUUGACCCACUUGGAGGACUCACCGAGCUAGACGUUCUCACAGCUAUUCGAAACGCUACGGGUCCUCGGCCGGCGCUGUUUGUUCCUGAGGUCAGUUUUGAGCUGCUGGUGAAGAAACAGAUCAAGAGACUGGAGGAGCCCAGUCUGCGCUGUGUGGAGCUCGUACACGAGGAACUUCAGAGAAUCAUCCAGCACUGCUCUGCCUACAGCACACAGGAGCUUUUGCGGUUUCCCAAACUGCAUGACUCAAUAGUGGAGGUGGUUACCAGCUUACUCAGGAAACGCCUGCCCAUUACCAAUGAGAUGGUUCAUAAUCUAGUUGCAAUUGAGUUGGCCUAUAUAAACACCAAACAUCCUGAUUUCACAGACGCUGCCCAAGUGUCUGCAUCUGUCAACAGCCAGAAGGCGGAGGCUGGGGAUGGAGGUAAGCGAUGGAAGAAUGAGAAGAUGCCGUCGGAGGAGAAAGGCCCCGUGCCAGGGUUUGGGAGUCCCAAUAAAGCCGUCAACCUGCUGGACACGGCCGUGCCAGUGUCCCGCAAGCUGAGCACUCGAGAGCAGAGGGACUGUGAGGUCAUCCAGCGGCUCAUCAAGUGCUACUUCCUGAUCGUGCGCAAGAGCAUCCAGGACAGUGUGCCAAAGACGGUGAUGCACUUCCUGGUGAAUUUUGUGAAAGAGCAUUUGCAGAGUGAGCUGGUCGGUCAGCUCUACAAACAGCGUCUGCUGCAGGAGCUGCUCAUCGAGUCUCAGGAAACGGCUCAGCAGCGCACGGAGGUUGCACAGAUGCUGGAGGCGCUCAAGAAAGCCAGUAACAUUAUCUCAGAGAUCCGGGAGACUCAUCUUUGGUAGCCAAACGUUCUCAUGAACAUUCUGUCCAGGAAAGUGUUUACAUGUUUGUGCGUGCUGUAUGUGUGAGUGUGUGACAUAAGUCAAAUACACCAUCUGAAGAAAUUCAAUGCCUCUGUCAGCAUGAACAUUCAACAAAAUGUGUACAGUUUUCCAAAUGCUCCUUAUUUCUACCGUAUAUGCACUGAAUCCAUGUUUGACAGAGGUCAAAAGUGUGUGCGUGUGCGUGCGCGCGUGCGUGCAUGCGUGUGUGUGUGUGUGUGUACUCAGUAGCUCAGAUAUAGUGAACAUAUCAAGUCUGUGUCGUGAUCUUCAACCAUAUCAAUCAUAAACGUUUCGAAAUGGUUUUUCGCCAUUAUGACGAAUACUCUUUAAUUCAACAUUAUAAGAAUUAAGUAGUGUCUCAAAUGCUACUGAGAGCAUCCCAAGAACACUCGAGCUCUCAUACGCUCACGUGGUUGAUAACAUGAAUCACACAACAAUGAACAAUUUAAUUUUUUCAUCAUUUACUCAAUGCCAUUCCAAACCAUGUGAUAUUAUAGAAAAUGUUCACACUGAUUUUUUUCCAUUCAGUGAAAACAUUAAAGGCUUUCAAGCUGUGAAAUGGACUAAAAAGCAUCAUAAAUGUACCAUAAAUCAUCAUAAAAGUAGUCAAUGCGACUCAUUCAUUACUGUAGUUUUAUGUCAGGAACAGACUGAAAGUGGAAUGACAUGACGAUGAGUAAUUGGCAGAUUUAAGUGAACUGUUCCAUUAAUGUGCUGUAAAUAUCAUAUAAUAAAUGUGGUGUCCAGGUUUACAGUAAAUAUAAGAAACAAAGACCCGCCCCUUCAUUAGAUUCGAUCAGAUUUGUGCAUGUUGGCACAGUUGUAUGCUACAUAUAAGCUUAAGUUAUCACAGCCAAUAUGGGCUAAAAACAAAAGCAGUGAUAAUAUAUUGAUAAUGUGAAUGAGAUUAUGAUGAUACAUUUAGAAGAAUUAAUGAUGUAACGCGUGACUGAUGUCUAGACAUGGUGCAAAUAAAUGGUAGUGCAGUGUGAAGAGCCACAGAACAAAGAGCCAUUGUGUUUGGUUGUGCUCUGAAACACUUCAAACCACGCUUGUAUGUAUCGGAGACUUGACUGGCAUGUAAUAUUUAUGCUUGUCUGAAUAUUUAUUGUGAGAGUGAGUAUGCCUGUGUCAAAGAAGGUCAAAUGGGACAGAACAAAGAUAUGAAAACAAUGGCUGUUUGAAACAUUGAACACCAAGAAUGAAUGGUGUUUAGUGUCAGAUACCAACCGUGCAAAAUUAACAGCCAGCACAAAUGUGGCCAUUGGGGCUGUAGAGAAUUCGGUAGUUGUUGUAUUGCCUGCUAAAACCAAUAUUAAUGUGUGUGGGUGUUUAUGUUGGGGACAAUGUUGCAUAUUUUUAAAUUGAUUUCUUGUGAUGGGACACAUUAUGCUUCUCUAGCAACCAAUUAAUCAUAAAAAAUAGAGGUGCCAGGAAGACCAAGAGAAGGGGAAUUAUUAACAAACAUUUAUAUACAUUGUCAAAAAGUAAUAAGCAUGUAUUUCUUGUUGACCUUAAACUUUAUACCGUUAAAUUGUG
Sinocyclocheilus anshuiensis is the source of this 3721-nucleotide messenger RNA. RefSeq names its product dynamin-1-like protein. Gene Ontology annotation, cellular component: microtubule; mitochondrion; cytoplasm. NCBI's taxonomy places the organism in Eukaryota, Metazoa, Chordata, Actinopteri, Cypriniformes, Cyprinidae. The coding region runs from base 125 to 2140 and encodes 671 amino acids. Gene Ontology annotation, molecular function: GTPase activity; microtubule binding; GTP binding. The transcript is spliced from 18 exons. Gene Ontology annotation, biological process: peroxisome fission; endocytosis; mitochondrial fission. The record is from RefSeq and is a predicted model, not a curated record.